Parathielavia appendiculata is the source of this 3585-nucleotide messenger RNA. RefSeq lists its product as uncharacterized. The record is from RefSeq and is a predicted model, not a curated record. The transcript is spliced from 4 exons. NCBI's taxonomy places the organism in Eukaryota, Fungi, Ascomycota, Sordariomycetes, Sordariales, Chaetomiaceae. Bases 288 to 3155 code for a protein of 955 amino acids. Gene Ontology annotation, molecular function: zinc ion binding.
CAUCAACCUGAACAAGUGUCAACUGUGAAAUACAUUUUCAGAUUGCAACACUCAUCGAAACUCGGCAUCACUGCGACAUGCAAGUCACUUUCUGACACGAUUGAUGAGGUUAUCCAGCUAAACUGCCCCAUGAGAUAGAACAUUGACCAGGUCCCGAUUUCCAGGCUCAACUCAACCUCAGUCCACCUGGUCUCUGCCCGCCACAUAUCACGACAUGGCUAUCUCGCGUUGGCCAUGACAUCACGAACUCGGCAUGCUCAAGUGAGGACUCAAUCUGACUCUUCAAAAUGCCCCAGAUGUCUCAGGAAAAUGCCAGGCUAUGGCUCCUCCUCCUCAUCGUCACCGUGGCCCUCCUCUCGCAGAAUGACGCCCCUGGCAUAAUCGCUGCGCCCUUCUUUGGCACUUCCCGCCUCGGCCGCCUGAGGGAUGCCCAUCAGGUUUUGAACAGCACGAAAUGGGGCGACUUCUCGCCCCAUGCAGUCGUGGACGGCGCGCCUCCGUGGCAGGCGCCGCGAUAUCUCAACCUGACGGGCUUCCGGGGGGCCGAUGACUACGCUUGGGACGAUCUGGCCUACUUCAAGGACCGCUGCCGCCAGUGGAGCCGCCACGCCUAUCCGCCGCUGAAAGGCGCCGACGAGUGGGACCAUGGACCGGUGCCCAAGACGUGGCAGAACGCCACGGGCACAGUGCAUGGCAGGUGGGUGCGGCGGCCGGGCUCGGUCGUGAGGCAGGCGCGCAACUACAACUUGAGCGCGAUCGCGCCGGGGACAAAUUGGAUGCACAGCCACGGCGAAUGGGGCUGGAAUGUUACCGGUUCUCAUGGCACCAUAGUACUGUCGCUGUUGGAGGAUGAGAGUGACGCGGCAUAUGAGGAGGACAAGGAGGAUGGCAAGCCACCAUCAUCGUGGGGUUUGGCGAGGGAGAUCGUCGCCGUGGCUGACAUCCAGGACGAGGAUCACUCGGCUGGCAGCUUUGCCAUCCGGCUCCACGGCGUGCACUGGCCGAGGCAGGGUUCAAUGCUGCUGACCACAACGACCGAGAAGUUUUUGGGCGUCUUUGGCCUGCCGCAUCUUGUUCCCGGCCCAGAGUUUUAUCAUACAGGCCAAGGCCUUCUAAACCAGACAUUGGGCAAGGUCAUCAGCAAGAAAGAGGGCAGCACGUUCGGCGGCUCCAGCAACCCGUGGACGCCGGUUGUCGGGGAGGAGAUCUCACUACCCUUGCCGCGCUGCGAGUACGUCGUCUAUUUGCAACUACAUGCUUUGGAACCCGAAUACAUUGGGAAGGACGGUCUUGAUGAUCGACUCAUGCCCCUCGUCGAUCAGCUGGAGACAGAGCUUCGAUUUCCCACGGGAGCACCUUCGAAUGGCAAGCCAGAUCUCCGCAUGUCGCUCGUCGCCUGGUCUCCAGAUUGCUCCUACUAUCUUGAGUCCAAAGGUCCGCCUCUAUUCCCGUCAAUUGAGGGACAGCAUCUCGUCGGCGUGAAGUCGGAGGUGUUGCUUUCGCGGACAAGGACUUGCGUGUUUGGGUUUGCCGCUGUGCUUAUGGCGCAGCUGUGGCUCCUGAAGAUGCAGAUCAAGGAAUCGAAUACGCCCUCCACUCUCGGGCGCAUCAGCUUCCAUACAGCAGCAAUCAUGGUUCUGGCGGACGGCAUGGUGUUUGGAGUCUCGUCGGCCUGGGGUUUGUCAGCAACCAACAACUUCCUCCCGUCUCUUAUCCUUACCUUUGCUGCAUUUAUGUCCAUGUCGAUCGGCGCAUGGUUCCUCUCCGAGAUAUACACACACCAAGAACCAGAAAGACGCCGCGCGCAGGCCAGAGCCAACAACGCCGGCACAUCACGAACAUCAUCCGCCCCUGCUGCCACUACACCGUCGCAACCACCACCACCACCACCGCCCGGCACCCUCCCGCUCCCAGUCACCGCCGGCCCAGCCCGCACCUCCUCCCCACCAAUCAUAAUUCCCUCAGACCAAGACAUCGACGCCGAAAUUGCCGCUAACACCUCCUCCGGCGCCUCAACGCUCCCGCUCCCUACCGGCACCACCACCAUCACCACCGCCACCAACCCAACCACGCCGCAAGCCAGCCCCUUCGCCUCCAUAACCGGCACCCUCCUGCUCGUGGGCGUAGCAAUCUUCAUCCUGCUAGGCAUCUCGUCGACCUGGCCGCCACGCUUCCGCUCGGCUCUCUUCCACUUACUCUCCUUCGCCUACCUCUCCCUCUGGACGCCGCAGAUCCAGCGCAACGUCUGGCGGAACAGCCGCCGGGCGUUUGCCUGGCGGUUCAUGAUCGGGCAGUCUGUUUUGAGGCUGGCGCCGUUUGCGUAUUUUUAUCUGCGGGGGGACAAUAUCCUGUUUGUGGAGCCCGACGGGAUCGUGUUUGCCGCGCUGGUCGGGUGGGUGUGGUGCCAGCUUGUCGUGCUGGCCGUGCAGGACGUGCUGGGCCCCCGGGUCGGGGUGCCGGCUGCUUGGAUGCCUGACGUGUGGGAGUAUCAUCCUUUGUUGCGGGAGGAGGGUGCUGGCGAUAUGGAGGGUGGCAGCGGCGGGGUGGGGUUGCCGAUUGGGCUGGUCUCGUCUAGUGGUAUGCAGGGUAGUCGGGAGAGUUCGCCUGUUACGGCGAGGAGGAGGAGCUGGUCUGCCGGGGAGGGCGGCGGUGAGGAUGGGGGAAAGAGGAGGGAGCGGGAGAAGGAGCUCAGGCGGCAUAGGAUGGUGUUGAGGGAGAUUGAUUGUGCGAUAUGUACCGAGGUUCUGGAGGUGCCGGUUGUGAGGGCCGAUGCGAAGGAUGCGGCUGCCGCGGGCGGGUUAGUGGGUGUGUUUGCGAGACGGGCGUACAUGGUUACCCCGUGCCGGCAUAUCUUUCAUACCAAGUGCUUGGAGGGCUGGUUCAGGUACAAGCUGCAGUGUCCGAUUUGUCGGGAGGAGUUGCCGCCUCUAAAGCUCACCUCCCACCUCCCCCGGCCAGUCGUCACCGGCGGGCGAGGUGGUCGGCUACGAAAACCCCAACGGGCGUCCCCCGGGGAUUUUACUCGGAGUCGAACAGGUGCCUCCCCGAAGUGCGAUCAGGAGUACGCAUUCGGAUGGAAGUUCGUCGUUACCAUGCGGUCUCUUGCGAUGGUGGUGGGGAACUUGCCCGAGAUUUGGACCAGCAAGGGGUUUUAACACGACGAACUUGAGGUGGGCGGCCAUUCAAGCUAGACUAGAUUUUACCUGCUGCCCGUUGGUAUCAUUGUGCGAUGUUCUCUGACUUGAGACAGGAGUCUAAGUAAGCAGCAUGCCACCAAUGUCCCUCACAAGUGUAAUGUACUAUGUCUCCGACAAGAGCGGGGUGACAGUGCCACUUCCCUAUCAGCUGAUUAUGUACUGGUCGUGUAUCGCGGAGAAACCCUUGCUGUGAUGGGCGACAUGCUGCUACCCGGGUCAAGUUAGCUUGCUGUUGCCUCGCGAGAGACUCGAGCAGUGGAAGGACUAAUGUCAUUGAACGUACUGAUGAUUAACCACAAGGUAUUGAGGGCACUAAACAAAUGGUAUCGAUACUAUGCGACUCAACACGGAAAUUGUUGUCGAGACUCCGAGACAGAAGGGAGAGGCG